Molecule: messenger RNA, 1069 nt
Organism: Thunnus maccoyii (southern bluefin tuna)
Lineage: Eukaryota; Metazoa; Chordata; Actinopteri; Scombriformes; Scombridae
Product: troponin C, skeletal muscle-like
Exons: 6
Coding region: 105-587 (160 amino acids)
Molecular function (GO): calcium ion binding; enzyme regulator activity
Source: RefSeq, a predicted model, not a curated record
UUCACUUGACGUCUAGUCUCUCUGUUGGGGUGCACACGGAUUGACCACUCCUUUGGGCUUUUUUUUUCCUUGGAUAUUUAGGGGGGAAAAGCUAAUCCACAAGCAUGACUGACGCGCAACAAGAGGCCCGCUCCUACCUGAGCGAGGAUAUGCUGGCUGAGUUCAAGGCCGCCUUCGACAUGUUCGACACCGACGGUGGCGGUGAUAUCAGCACCAAGGAGUUGGGUACCGUGAUGAGGAUGCUGGGUCAAAACCCGACAAGAGAGGAGUUGGAUGAGAUCAUCGAGGAGGUCGAUGAGGACGGUAGCGGUACCAUCGACUUCGAGGAGUUCUUGGUCAUGAUGGUGAGGCUGCUAAAGGAGGACCAGGCCGGCAAGAGCGAGGAAGAGUUGGCAGAGUGCUUCCGUGUGUUCGACAAGAACGGCGACGGCUACAUCGACAGAGAGGAGUUCGCCCUCAUCAUCCGCAGCACCGGGGAGGCCAUCUCAGAGGAAGAGAUUGAUGAGCUGUUGAAGGAUGGAGACAAAAACGCCGACGGCAUGCUGGACUUUGACGAAUUCCUCAAGAUGAUGGAGAAUGUGCAGUAAAACCAGAAAGACUCAUGGACAUUCCUCCUCUCCCCUGUGAACCCCCAUUCUGAAUACAUCUGAUUCCCCCAUUGACCCACUCAAAUUCCCCCUCCUCCCUCCUGUCCACCUGCCUCUCUACUCCAUCCUUAUAGACAUCCUCAACAGACAGCUAGGGCACCUGGUGAUGGGGGGGGGUCGCUGGCUGGGCUACACUCUUCCCAAGCUCGCUUGUGAUUGCAGACAGCCCAUGGAUGCUGCGCUGAAACUGUACCCAGUGACAGGAUGGCAAGGCUGCCAUGGGGAAUUUCACUGCACACAUCUUUCGCGGUAUACAUGGCAUAACAUGUCAUCAGCGACCCUCCUGCUGGUAAAAAUCAGAUCUAGACGUAGUCUAGACAGAACGGCAGCCUGUUACCUGCUGCUUAGACCAAUUCAUUCAACCACUCACUGUACAAAGAAGUAAUUUGCUUGAACAGAAUAAAUGAACUAACACAUGCUCA